Molecule: messenger RNA, 1663 nt
Organism: Gossypium raimondii (Peruvian cotton)
Lineage: Eukaryota; Viridiplantae; Streptophyta; Magnoliopsida; Malvales; Malvaceae
Product: probable serine/threonine-protein kinase PBL7
Exons: 5
Coding region: 151-1302 (383 amino acids)
Biological process (GO): protein phosphorylation
Molecular function (GO): ATP binding; protein kinase activity
Source: RefSeq, a predicted model, not a curated record
AGACAUUUGUUUCCCUUUCCCCAUCUUUGGUCUGAUUUCCACCUCCUUUCCUUGCUGUCUUUAUAUUCUGUGUCUCUCUCCUCCUUCUUUUAGUUAUCUGUGUGAGGUAAGAAAGAGAAGAAGACAGUACAACUAAUAAAAAGUUUUCAUAUGGGUUGGUUCCUUUGUGGUGGAAAUUCAAACCAAGAUGAAAAGAAGAAGCUGCCUAUCAACAAUAACACCACCACCACCAACAACUUUGAUCAUCAGAUCCCAUCUACUUCAGAGAAGCUGAAAGUGAAUUCUGCACCAAAUACUAAGAAGGAAGCUACUAAAGAUGGAGGGUCGGAUCACAUUGCGGCGCAUACUUUUACGUUUCGUGAAUUGGCAGCUGCAACAAAGAAUUUCAGGGCAGAUUGCCUUCUGGGUGAAGGAGGUUUCGGCCGAGUGUAUAAAGGGCGAUUAGAGAGCACUAAUCAAGUUGUGGCAAUCAAGCAGCUCGAUCCUAAUGGACUGCAAGGGAACAGGGAAUUCCUUGUUGAAGUAUUGAUGUUGAGCCUGCUUCACCACCCUAAUCUUGUCAACUUAAUCGGAUAUUGUGCUGAUGGAGAUCAGAGACUUUUGGUUUAUGAAUACAUGCCGUUAGGAUCUUUGGAAGAUCAUCUACAUGAUUUACCUCCUGAUAGAAGGCGACUUGAUUGGAAUACUAGAAUGAAAAUAGCUGCAGGUGCUGCAAAAGGUUUGGAGUAUUUGCACGACAAAGCUAGCCCGCCUGUCAUAUAUCGAGAUUUAAAAUGCUCAAACAUUUUGCUUGGUGAAGGCUACCAUCCGAAGCUAUCUGAUUUUGGCUUGGCUAAAUUAGGCCCUGUUGGAGAUAAGACUCAUGUAUCGACUAGAGUAAUGGGGACCUAUGGAUAUUGUGCUCCUGAAUAUGCAAUGACUGGACAGCUUACACUGAAAUCAGAUGUUUAUAGUUUCGGGGUUGUUUUCCUUGAAAUCAUUACUGGAAGAAAAGCUAUCGACAACUCGAGAGCUGGUGGCGAGCAAAAUCUGGUUGCCUGGGCUCGUCCGCUAUUUAAAGAUAGAAGGAAAUUUGCACAAAUGGCCGACCCAUUACUUCAGGGCCAAUAUCCAGUGAGGGGUUUGUACCAAGCUUUAGCUGUAGCUGCCAUGUGUGUUCAGGAACAGCCCAACAUGCGGCCGCUUAUAGCGGAUGUAGUCACUGCCCUCACCUAUCUUGCUUCUCAAAGGUAUGAUCCUGAAACUCAGUCGGUUCAAGGACCCCGCACGGGUUCUUCCACUCCAAGGAUGAGAAGGGAAUAAUGCCAAGCUAAAGGGAGAAGUAAACCAUUACUUAUAUGACACAACCGAAUCCGUGGGUAACUGAUGGUCAAGAUUCAAGACAAGAAUCAACAGGUUUAUAUGUUUGAGAUUUACUGCCGAGCGGCCACAAGAUGGCAAUCACGAUGCAAGCGGUAUCCCUACACCCUUUUGUCAUGUCCUCUUUUCUCUUCAUUUUUGUCCAAAUUCAUUUUUUUAAUGUAAAUUUGAGCUUGAAAGCCUUGUAUCUAAAAUGUCUUUAAUAUAGAAACUGGUGUCCCUUUAAUGAUCAUUCAAUUAUGCUUGUCAAUAUUGAACAUUGCUAGAUUAUAUAGUAAUUUAUCUAGUUGCUAGCUUUUGCUUA